UCUCUGGCGGCAAACUUAGGGGCGCUGUUCUAACUCCACACAAAUUUAAGUUAACUUUUACGCGAUCGAGAAGUUAAAAAACUUGCUCUAAGCACAUAGAAACCAAUGAAACUGGUAAUAGGAAGUUUUUUUAUUUUUUUUUAUUGCCUAGAUGUCUGGUAGUAGGUCGUCUUCUGAGUUCGCACAUAUAGGUACCAACACACUGCCUAUUUCUGCCGUGAAGCAGUAAGGCGUUUCGGUAUGAAGGGUAGGCCAGAUCAGCCGUUGUACUGUUAAAAUUGAGAUCUUAAAAAUCUUAUCUCAGGGUGGCGGCAUUUACAUUGUAGAUGUCUAUGGGCUCUGGUAACCACUUAACACCAGGUGAUCCGUUGGCAAUAAAAUAAAACGUUAAAAAUAUUUAUAACUAUUUUAUAUUUAUGAUUACGAAACUAAAUAAUGUAAUGUUUUUUUGUGGCGUUUUACAACAUUUUGCUAAACUUGACCUUAAUAAAUUCGAAGUGUCAUUUAUAAAGUUCAGCAAAAACUUGCUAUGUACCCGUCUCGGUCAGAGUUGCGAGACAUUCCAGGCUCAUUCGCUACGGUCAUUCAACUAAUACAUUACAAUGAACUAGCUCUGUUUGUCUUAAUUUUUGAAAAGUAGAAAAAAACUCAAAAUUUCACAAUGAUAAAGAUUAUAAACUACUGGUCGCUGAUUUUGGAAAAGGCGAAGAGGGCCCUAAACUUAAGGUAUUCAAAGGAACAAUGCAAACAUCAGACAUCCUGUUACCAGAACUACCCCUUGGCAUAGUUGGUUUCUAUACGUCAGAGGCAAUUCCAAGGUCCAUGCCAAUCAUAGCUGUGGCAUUCAGCUCUGCAGUAUACUUAUACAGAAAUAUGAAGUUUUUUUACAAAUAUCUAUUGCCAUCGGUUGAUUUGAGCGUCCACGAGAUGGAUGUUUGGAAGCAGCUAAUAAACUCAGAAAAUCAGACACCAGAAAUGAUAACAAUACUCCAAGAGAAUUUAAAAGCUAUUCCUCCGAAGAUAUUAAGUCUGCAAUCUCAGAAUUUCCUGGCUCUUACCUUAGACCAGCAGUUGGAAUACCUAGAACAAGCUGCCGAACUACCUAUGUGGAAACCUCCUGAGAUCACAUGCAUCAGUACAUUGAAGAUGAACUCAAUAGACCAGUAUUCUGUGAGUUGUUUGGUAGUCGGUACAGAAGAUGGUUACAUUAUUAUUUUGGAUCCCCAAACAUUUACAACUCUGUCGCAGGCUAAACUAUGUCCAAUGAAGAAAACACCUUACAGAAUGAUAACAACCGGAUUGUAUAAUGUUGACUACAGAAUUACAGUUGCGUCAAGGGAGAAAUCAGUGUGCUUAUUGAAGAGGGAAUCCACCGAAGGGCGCAUACUAUUCAAUACAGAGGAACACAUCAUAUCUAUAGAGGUCAUCACCGCCGAUGAAAGCAUCAUAGUUAUAUGUACAGACAACACGAUGUCAUGUUACACCAAAAAGGGUAAGAAGCAGUGGUGCGUCAACUUGGAGCACAGGCCGAUAUCGAUGACUCUGGUGCCGGUACUGCAUUUGGGAGUCACCUUAGUGGGGGUGGCGCUGACUUCAGGGCAUGUCCACUUCUAUGAAGGGAAAGCGCGUUUGGACACAUUGUUUGUUAGAGAUGUCGCUUCGGUGAUGAGGUUCGGUCGGUUGGGUCAAGAGGAGCACGUGCUCAUCGUUGUGACCGGCAGCGGGAACCUGAUGUUGAAGAUCUUGAAGCGCACGGCGGAUUUCAACAGCAGCGCGGCCGGAGUCGAGCCGGCGCCCUCCGCCGCCGCCGGACACAAGCCCUGGCUGAUACCGAAGAAAUCAAAACUGUUUCUAGAACAAUCGGCGAGGGAGCGAGAAAAUGCCGUCCCUAUGCACGAGGCUUUUCAAUUAGAAUUGAACAGAUUGAGGUUGCUGGCCACAAGAACGCUCCUGGAUGCUCACGCCAAAUCCGAGAAUUUCAUGGGAGUCGGGGCCAUGGAGCCCAUAGGACUGACGGCUGAGGUUGAAGGUCUGGGCCCCGUGUUCCGGGUGACGCUCUUCGUGGAGAACAAGUCAAAGGAGCGAGCGGUAGCGGGGCUCGCGGUACUAUUCCACGCGCACACCGCCCACUACAGAGUAACGAAUCCAUACAUUAAGGUACCGUUAAUAUCUCCGGGAGGGAAAUUAAAAUUUCCAACGAAGAUCGAAGAGGUAUUCGAGGAGAACAUAAAUCCUGAUGUGUUCUUUCGUCCUGUGACCGGACAGGCCGGGGACCGCGCGCUGGUCAAAGUGUUACUGCUGAAAGAGGACAGGAAGAGGCCCGUACUGGCGGCCACAGUUCAGAUGCCUCCGACCGAUCCGAUGAUGUUGCCAUUCGAGAAAAUACAAUCCGGUUACCAGAAUAACGCUGUCGAUUGGGAAAUAGAACGAAAAAAUUGAAUAAGAUGUAGUAUUAUAAUAAAUAAAGCGUUUUAUUUCUUCUCUUGUUUAUUGUAGCUA
This is a messenger RNA of Bombyx mori (domestic silkworm), 2499 nucleotides long. It is a transcript of the gene BBS1, whose product is annotated as Bardet-Biedl syndrome 1 protein. Gene Ontology annotation, cellular component: axoneme; centrosome; BBSome. NCBI's taxonomy places the organism in Eukaryota, Metazoa, Arthropoda, Insecta, Lepidoptera, Bombycidae. The transcript has 12 exons. Gene Ontology annotation, molecular function: patched binding; smoothened binding. Gene Ontology annotation, biological process: protein localization to cilium; non-motile cilium assembly. The coding region runs from base 742 to 2439 and encodes 565 amino acids. The record is from RefSeq and is a predicted model, not a curated record.